AUGGCUUUUUCAGUAACCCCUCUAUUAAUCCACUUAAAGAUUGCAACUUCAGUAAAAAUUUUUCUAAGCUGAGCUAUUUUGAAUAAUUUUUCAACAGCCAUGCUCAUUUUUUCAUUAUCAAACCUUGGCUUUCCAGACAAAAAUUGUGAAUUUUUCUUGAUUAUGUCAGUUUCUUCUAUCAUUAUUAAAGGCUUUCUAAUUUCUGAAUAUUUUUUAAUUUUCUUUUCAAAUUCAUAA
Messenger RNA from Blepharisma stoltei, 237 nucleotides. The record is from the annotation of a GenBank genome assembly. NCBI's taxonomy places the organism in Eukaryota, Ciliophora, Heterotrichea, Heterotrichida, Blepharismidae.